CGCAGACCUUCGUCGCGCCUUCUAUUCUAGCCCUCCCUGCAUCCUUCAUGCACGUCUGCUGCACCACCAAAAAGAAAUCUGUCCUCACCACCAAUUCGCACCUCGACUGACGAUAUCGUCGCCUCCGACGCACCGCUGACCAUCACCUCCCCACUUCCAUACACCACCCGCGACAACAAAGACCGCGCUCGAACAGAUCCAACCCGGCCGUCUGGCCACCUCCUGCCGACCACCUCCGACGACAUCCAGAUCAUGCUCACCAUGGCCUCACACGCCUCCAUUCAAGACCGCACCCCCGAGUUCCGCUCCAUUCUCCAACAGGCACAAAAAUCGAUUGCCCGCCAGCGAAAACAACCCCUCGGCGCACAGUCCCAACCAUUAAUCUCCCAACAAAAUGGCACUGCGACACCCCCGACUCGAGCGCAGCGGAGCGAGUUUGCGCGGAAUGCCGCCGCCAUCGGCCGAGGCAUCAGCGCCACCAUGGGUAAACUGCAGAGGUUGGGCGAGCUGGCAAAGCGAAAGACACUCUUCGAUGACAGACCCGUGGAGAUCGCGGAACUCACAUAUGUCAUCAAGCAAGAUCUGGCAGGCUUGAACCAGCAAAUUGGAAACCUACAGCAAUUGCAAAGAACACAGAAUGGACAGGCUUCGGGUGCGCAGCAGGAGGGCGAACACAACAAGAAUGUGGUCAUGCUGCUACAAGGGCGAGUCGCGGAUGUGGCUGUCAACUUCAAAGAGGUCCUCGAGGUGCGCACCAAGAACAUCCAAGCCAGCCGAAGUCGACAGGAGAACUUCGUUGGCGAAGUGGGGAGAUCAAGUGCCGCGCAAGAAAGAUUGGAACCGGGAAGGACCGAUUCUCCUUUAUAUCAGACACCCAGUCGAGGGCGAAGUCCCAAGCCUGGAAAAACAGGCCCUUCAAGUCAAGGCCAGGAUGUCCUAUCUCUGGAGCCUUCUGGAGGAUCAGCAUUAUACUCUGGCACAGGAGCGCCAAUGCAAGCCUCUCAACAACAAUUACAACUAAUGGAAGAAGGGUCGUCAUCCAACAGCUACAUUCAACAACGAGGUGAAGCCAUCGAAGCCAUCGAGCGCACCAUCAAUGAGCUCGGCGGUAUCUUCGGCCAACUGGCGCAAAUGGUCUCGGAACAAGCCGAACAGAUCCAGCGCAUUGAUGCAAAUACCGACGAUGUCGUGGAUAAUGUCGAAGGUGCCCAACGAGAACUGAUGAAGUACUGGAGUCGCGUGCAAGGCAACCGCUGGCUCAUCGCGAAGAUGUUUGGCGUUUUGAUGAUUUUCUUUUUGUUGUGGGUACUCAUUGCGGGCUGAGCGAACAUCACCACUUUAUCGCAUCGCGGGGCAGGAAAAGACAAAGAUGAGACACGAGGAGUCAGCGACAACACCAGAUGGCUGAUAUCUCUUUUUGGGAAAAAGGGGAAGGGACGAUUGACGGAGGUGUGGCAUACUAGACCUAGACGGCCUACUUCCUCUGAGCGGCGGAAAGCCUUUCUAGUGAUUCUUUUGCCUUCUGGACAGGGGGUUUCCUUCCAGAAGGAUGUUCUGUUCUGACUAGUGUACAGCUUGGGACUUCCUUUUCGUUUUCGAUUCAAGGCAGAUUUAAUGUGUAAAGACGGGCGUGUCCGUAUGUAUGCGAUACUGAAAGAUAGACACGCUGGACGUGCGACG
Cercospora beticola is the source of this 1680-nucleotide messenger RNA. It is a transcript of the gene SED5, whose product is annotated as t-SNARE syntaxin. Gene Ontology annotation, biological process: intracellular protein transport; vesicle fusion; endoplasmic reticulum to Golgi vesicle-mediated transport. The record is from RefSeq and is a predicted model, not a curated record. Gene Ontology annotation, molecular function: SNARE binding; SNAP receptor activity. Lineage: Eukaryota; Fungi; Ascomycota; Dothideomycetes; Mycosphaerellales; Mycosphaerellaceae. Gene Ontology annotation, cellular component: SNARE complex; Golgi membrane; endomembrane system.